CUCCCACCGUUCCGCCUGAUGAGGCUCCUGGCUGCAAGCCAUGCGCUUCCAGGCAAGGCCGGCGCUGCUUGGCCUACUGAGGGUUCAAAUCUUGCCCCUUCCAAGCGAGCCUCCAGAACGAGCCCUCCUGUGCCCCAGCCCAGUGUCACAUGGGCAUGAGGCUGUUGUCUAUGGUGGGAGGAAGGGGACCCCCGACCUUGGGGAGCACCAGGGCAGGAGGGCAUCCAGGCUGGACUUGGAAAAGGAAUGACCAGGCAGCUGGCCCUAAGAUGGAGCCUCAGGCCUGCCCUAGCAAGUGCUGAUGGGAAGGAGCCACCCCCCAUCCCACCCAGGACAGAAAGGACUCCUGAUGCUGCGUCCCACCCCACCCAGGGCAUAGGGGGCUCCUGAUGCUGCCUCCCACCCCACCCAGGGCAAAGGGGGGCUUCUGAUGCUGCCACCCCAGGGCAGAGGGGCCUCCUGAUGCUGACCCCCCACCCCAGUGGAUUCCUGGAUAUGCAGGGUCUCUGGCGUCCAUGGGAAGAGAUGCUUCGCAACAGACAUAAACCCAGCUUGCUUGUUUUCACAGACCAUUUGAUCCUCAAGGAUUGCAGGGCACAGGGAAGGGGACGGGACCCUGGCCAGACCUGGAGGGGAUGGGCCAGAACUGAAGCAAGGGGAGCCAGGCCAGAGGUCCCUGCAGGAAUGUUUGGGGGCAAGCCCAGAGGCUGUGAAGUCUGAGCCCGCCCACUCUCCCAACUACCAGCAGGGCGAUGGGCAGCUAUGAAGGGGUGGUGGGGAGACUGGGCUGGAUGUGCACGCUGGCUUGUUGGGGGAGAAGGCUCCACCAGAUGCGUUGUGCUUAUGGGUGCAAUGGGGGCAGUCGCUAUCUGGGCUACUCUGGGCUCCUCCCCACGUGUCUGCACCAGUAGACCUUGUAAAGUUGUGAAGGGGUGUGGCUGUGUGUCUAUCGGAGUGUGGAUGGUUGGUGCUGGUGUUGAGGGCUGUGACUUGGGUAUGUUGUGAGUAAGGGGUGUGAUGACCGUGUCCCAGAAUGUCCAGUGGUAUAACUGGCGGUUUCUGGUGGCAUGGAGUGAGGGUGUCGUGUCUCAGGGUAUUUGGGGUGUUAAGUAUGGCUGUUGCUGUUUCUGGGAGGGGUGAUCAGCUAGGUCUCGGGGUUCAGGGUUGUGAGCAUGUGUCUCAGUGUUGCUGUUCCUGGUAUAGUGUGGCCAGCUAGGUGUUAGGGGUCAGGGACGUGAGCCUUAUGUCUCAGAGUUGCUUUUUCUGGCAAGGAGGUGACUGGCUAGGUCUUGGAGUAUUCAGAGGUGAGGCACUCAUCAUAUGUUGGGUGUGUGAAGUGUACUUUGGGGACCUGUGUUGGAUUAAAGGGUGUGUCCAGAUGGCAUAGAGGGUGGCAGGGGCCUGGCUCAGAGAUAAGGGAUACAACUGUGUCUCCAUGCUAGGCGACUUUUGCAGUGCUAAGGGGGGGUGCGUUUCUGGGUGAUGAGGGAAGUGGCUGCCCUGGUGUCUCUGGUGUUAGUUGGACACUGGCCUCGGUUCCAUGCUGGGGGUGAGGCAGUCUCAGUGAGUUUGGGGAAUGGCACCAGACCUGAGGCAUUGAGAAUAGUGCUGACAGGUGACUGCACCCAGGUCUCAGGGUGUGAGACUGUAUGUGUACCCCAGGGGCGUGACCCUACUUCUAGGGCUAGGUGGUGAGGCAGUGUCUCCAGGAUUAAGGGUGUGGCUGUUGCCUUGGCUUCAGGCCAUGUGCCCCAGGAGCUCGUCAGUGCAUCCUAAAGUGGAACCUAGGAACUGGUGGAGCCAUCGAGGGGGAAAAGAUCCCUUGAGAAGCCAGGCCACUUGGCUCCUGUCCCCCUUCGGCCUCCUCACUCCUCCCCCUCCAGGGUAUGACUCGCUGGGCCCUGGCCUGGGUUUAAGCCCCUGUAUAAAUAGUGGGUGGAUCCCCUAGCCAGGCUGGGCCUGACCCAAGGCACCAGGUUUCACUCAAGGCACUGCCUGCCUUCUUCCACUCACUCCAAUAUCCAUGAAGGCUCCAUGGGGUGGGGGAGAAGCAGGGGGGGUCCCACUGCCCAUGGGCGGGGUUGGCCCCCAACCCUACAGCUCCCCUAAGGGUGGUAGCACUCGCCGAAGCCGUCCAGGACCGCCUCAGGCAACGCUCACAUUUUCCAGUGUUUAGAUUUUAUCCACUUUAUUAAUGAGGCAACUGAGAAGCCCAGCCUGCAGGAGGAGGGGGCUGACCCUGCCCUGCUGGGGGAGGCGGUCCUAGGGGCCAAGCCAACUCAUGGGGGAGGUGGGACCCGGAGAGGGCUGUACUCAUUGCCAGAACAACAGAGAGGGGGUCUCUGCCAUCCCAGCCCCCAGCAAGAGCCAGGCGGGGAACAGCCCCUAGAGGGCGGGGCGGCAGGAGGAGGCAGGGAGCAGAGGAGCCGCCCCAGAGGGAGGGAGGAAAGGAAGGAGGGAGAGAGGGAGGGAGCGGCCUGUUGAGAGCCAGGGUUGUGCAGCAAGCAAGCAGCAAGAGCUGUGUGGCAGGCGAUGGGGACCCGGGGUCCCAAGAAGCGCUGGGUAAGAGGCUGGGGUGCAGGACCUCAGGUGGGGGAAGAGGGCAUGAAAGGAUGGGAGCAGCGCUACCUCUGCCUGUCUAUCCUGGGUUCCUAGGCUCUCAGCCCCAUCUGUCUCUGUUGGUCUUACAGUCUGUCCGCCCUCCCUGCUGGUCUGACUCACCACCAGGGUAGGGAGGAUUGGACUGUCCUGGGUCAGCUUUGAGGCCUCCAGGGCCCAGGCAUGCAGAGGACAGGAAUGAAACUGGGCAUCCAAGGUGAUGGCAUGGUGGUCAGGAGCAGGGCUUGUUUAAGAGAUAGUCAUGGAGCAAGAGACGGGGUCGUGGGGGCAGAGAGCUGUGGGGGAAAGAGACAUGGCCAUGGGGACAGAGCUGUGCCUGGGGGACACAAAAGGUGCCAUGGGGACAGAGAUGUGGCUGAAAGGGAUAGAGAUUAGACCACAGCAGACAGAGGUCCAUGGAGUCAGACAUGGGGCUGUGAGGACAGAGAUUUAGUCAUGGGGACAGAGAUGUGGCUGAGGGGACAAAAAUGGGGCCAUGGGAUCAGAGACAUGGCCAUGGGGACAGAGAUGAGGGGACAGAAAUGGGGCUCUGAGAACAGAGACAUCAUCGGGGGACAGAGAUGUGGCUGACAGGGAUAGAAAUGUCAUGGGGACAGAUGUGGCUGAGGGGACAGAGAUGGGGCUGGGGGGACAGAGGGGUGUAGGGGCAGAGAUGUAACUGAGGGGACAGAUACGGGGCUGUGGGGACAGAGGCACAGUCAUGGGGUCAGAGAUGCAGCUGAGGGGAUGGGAACAUGUGUGGCCAUGGGAACAGAGACAUGGCAGAAUGAGAUAGAGACAGUGCUGUGAGUCGGGCAGUGAGCUUCAAGGAUGGGACUGGAGUGUAGAUGAUGUGGAGAAGGUCAGAGACGGGGCAGUGGGGUUGAGUGGGUCCCUGAAGCCAGAAAUGGGUCCGUGGUGGUAAUAAGGAGGAGAUGAGGAGCAGAGACACAGAGAGAUGGAGCUCUGGAAUUUGCGAAAGGAGCUGAGAGGGACAGAGCAGGGGUGCAGUGGAGGGCAGAGAGGGGUGGUGAGAGACAGAGGAGGAGGAGGGGCUCAGGAGCCGGGCAGUGCGGAUCUUUUAGAAUUACCACCGGCAGAGGGGCCGCGCAGGAACGCCAUGUGGUCAAAUGGGCCCUGAACCUGACAGACACUGAUGGAGUCUCCAGCUGGUUCCAACAGGAGUGGCAGCGCUGUGCCCCUUGGCUGCCUCACCUUGACCUCCUUUCCUCUUCCCAGCCCUCUGGAACCUGACAUGGGCCCCUGCGGGCCCUUCAACCUGACCCUGGUCAGCGAAGCGACCACGUGCGCGGCACCCGGGGCUCCCAACACAUCCGUCGCGCAGCCGUCGGGGCGUCCGGGCAGGUCGCCGGCGCUGCCCAUCUUCUCCAUGACACUGGGCGCUGUGUCCAACAUGCUGGCGCUGGCGCUACUGGCGCAGGCCGCGGGUCGUCUGCGGCGCCGCCGCUCUGCCGCCAUCUUCCUGCUGUUCGUCGCCAGCCUGCUGGCCACCGACCUGGCGGGCCACGUGAUCCCGGGCGCGCUGGUGCUGCGCCUGUACGCAGCAGGCCGAUCGCCGGCCGGCGGCGCCUGCCACUUCCUUGGCGGCUGCAUGGUCUUCUUCGGCCUGUGCCCCCUGCUGCUGGGCUGCGGCAUGGCCGUGGAGCGCUGCGUGGGUGUCACACGGCCGCUGCUGCACGCGGCGCGCGUCUCCACGGCCCGUGCGCGCCUGGCGCUCGCCGCGUUGGCUGCUGUGGCCCUGGCGGUUGCGCUGCUGCCGCUGGCGCGCGUGGGUCGCUACGAGCUGCAGUACCCGGGCACCUGGUGCUUCAUCGGCCUGGGCCCAGCGGGCGACUGGCGCCAGGCGCUGCUCGCCAGCCUGUUCGCCGGCCUCGGCCUGGCCGCGCUGCUUGCGGCGCUAGUGUGCAACACGCUCAGCGGCUUGACCCUGCUGCGCGCCCGUUGGCGCCGCCGCUCUCGACGGCGCCCACCGGCCGCAAGCCCAGAUGGCCUCCGCGGCCGCCGCCGCUGGGGGGCGCGCUCGGCCUCCUCCUCGUCUGCCUCGUCCCUCGCCUCUGCCUCCGGCGCCCCCAGCGGCUCCCCGGGAAGCGGCUCGACGCGCAGAGCCCGAGCCCACGACGUGGAGAUGGUGGGCCAGCUAGUGGGCAUCAUGAUGGUGUCGUGCAUCUGCUGGAGCCCGCUGCUGGUGUUGGUGGUGCUGGCCGUCGGGGGCUGGGGCCCCAGCUCCUUGCAGCGGCAGCUGUUUCUGGCCGUGCGCCUGGCCUCCUGGAACCAGAUCCUGGACCCCUGGGUGUACAUCCUGCUGCGCCAGGCCGUGCUGCGCCAGCUGCUUCGUCUCCUGCCCCCGAGGGCGGGCACCAAGGGCGGCCACGUCGGGCUCGGCUUGACCCGGAGUGCCUGGGAAAUCAGCUCGCUGCGCAGCUCCCGGCACAGUGGCCUAGGCCAAUUCUAGACGCUCCCUGAGGCUUUUCGGCUAAGUCAGACCAUCCCGGGCCGGGCACGCGGCGCGGAGCCUUCAGGGAAUAAAGCCACUUUGCAGACGAGCCCAGCGCGACGUGUCCCGUUGGGGCUACAGCGCCGACUGCGGCCUCGCAGGGGCGGCUGAGGCGCCCGUUCGUCGCUGGGACAGGUGCGGUUCCGGCACUGACCACGCGGGGGCGUACACACCGAUGUUCUGUCUUCAGGCGGCAGGUGCCCGGCCCGCCGAGCUAGAGCCCCAGGAUCAUUCACAGAACGUCGUCGCCGCUGCGCUGAGCACAGGCUCAGCUAGACUCAGAGCUAGAGUGGGUGGGGGCGCUGCUUGUUCCUCCUACUGCCAGGACGGACUCUCUCAACCAUUCUGUCCAUCACGGCCCUGAGCUACCCCACCACAGACCCAAGUCCCUCCACUGCCACCUGCCCACGAGCCCCUACUACGGCCACCCUCCUCCUAACAAUCCUGUGUCUUCACCCUUCCUUGGUACCUUCAAAUGUUCCCCCACCUUAGCCCUGAGCGCCUCCCCAGCACUCCCUACACGCCUUGCCACCCCGCCCCCCCCCCACCAAUUCUCUCCACU
Loxodonta africana (African savanna elephant) is the source of this 5675-nucleotide messenger RNA. RefSeq names its product prostaglandin E receptor 1 (gene PTGER1). Lineage: Eukaryota; Metazoa; Chordata; Mammalia; Proboscidea; Elephantidae. The transcript is spliced from 2 exons. Gene Ontology annotation, biological process: adenylate cyclase-activating G protein-coupled receptor signaling pathway; inflammatory response; positive regulation of cytosolic calcium ion concentration. The coding region runs from base 3755 to 5071 and encodes 438 amino acids. Gene Ontology annotation, cellular component: plasma membrane. The record is from RefSeq and is a predicted model, not a curated record. Gene Ontology annotation, molecular function: prostaglandin E receptor activity.